This is a messenger RNA of Nothobranchius furzeri (turquoise killifish), 3565 nucleotides long. RefSeq names its product calpain-9. Gene Ontology annotation, biological process: proteolysis. Gene Ontology annotation, cellular component: cytoplasm. The record is from RefSeq and is a predicted model, not a curated record. Lineage: Eukaryota; Metazoa; Chordata; Actinopteri; Cyprinodontiformes; Nothobranchiidae. Gene Ontology annotation, molecular function: calcium-dependent cysteine-type endopeptidase activity; calcium ion binding.
UCCAGGUUUAUGAUUUAGCUGCAGGUUUGUGCAAACUCUGCUAGUAUCCUAUCUGAUCAUGUCUCGGAGGUCAUCCUCUGUUAGCUCCCUGCCGCCGCCGGACGCCGAUGAUGUGGACCCGGACGAGCUGAUGGGCUCCCAGUCCCGCCGCUGGCUCUCGGAACUGCUGCCCGGGGGCCUAGCAUCACGGAGCGGGGACGCGAGCACGGCCGCCCGGGACGGACUGUUCGUGGACUUCAACUUCCCAGUGGGAGAGCUGGAGAUGCAGAGCGGGGUCAAGUGGAAGCGACCUAAGGAUCUCUGCCCUUCACCUCAGUUCAUCAUAGAUGGAGCGUCACGACUCGACAUCUGCCAGGGAAAACUCAGCGACUGCUGGGUACUCUCUGCUAUAGCGUCUCUGUCGGUGCAUCCAUCACUACUCAAGAAGGUUGUUCCGCUCAAUCAGAGCUUCCAGGAUGACUACAAUGGCAGCUUCAUAUUCAGAUUCUGGCAGUACGGGCAAUGGGAGGAAGUCAGGAUUGAUGAUUUUCUGCCAACUCAGGAAAAUCAACUGAUUUAUCUCAGUUCCCCUGAACGACAGGAGUUCUGGAGCUCGCUGCUGGAGAAGGCUUAUGCCAAGCUGAAAGGAGGGUACAGAGCUCUGGAUAUGGGCUUCCCUCAUGAAGCCAUGGUGGACAUGACAGGCGGCGUGGCUGAGGUUUUCAGCGUCAGCUCAAUGUCCAGAAAUCUGCCUGAUUUCCUUUCAUACCUGCUGUUUAAAGGAGCACUCAUUAACUGUGCCAGCAACAGGGGCUCACUGGAACAGAAGAAUGAUCUGGGCAUCAUGUUCAGACAUGCUUACUCUUUGACAGCAGUUGAGAAGGUGAAGACGACACACGGGGUUGUAGAUUUGGUGCGAAUUCUCAAUCCCUGGGGCGGCACAGAAUGGAACGGACCCUGGAGUGACUUCAAUGGCUCAGAGUGGAGCACGGUGAGCAAAGAGGAGCAGAGACGACUUGGUAGAGUCCAGCAGGAGGAUGGGGAGUUCUGGAUGUCAGUGUUAGACUUCCAGCUGAACUUUGACGUAAUGGAGGUGUGCCACCUGACAGAAGGUCUGAAUGAGCCGGGAUCCAGCGAGCAGCCGUGGAGCUGUGUGAUGCAUCAUGGGAGCUGGGUGCCAAGCUUCACAUCUGGAGGUUCACCUCGCAGCAGUUGGUACUGGCAGAAUCCGCAGUACUGUUUUGUCCUGUCAGAGAUGGAUGAAACCCCUGGCAGCACUCAGAAGACCUGCUCCUUCAUUUUAGCUCUGAUGCAGAAAUACCAGAGACGCCAAGGCAUUCACCUCACCAUUGGCCUGCACAUAUACCCGGCUCAGUCUCAGAACAAACACUUGUCACCUGACGACCUGCUUAAGCUCCAGCCGGUUCUCGGCAUCCAGUAUUCCUCACGUCGGGAGGUGGUUCUGCGUGGCUCGCUUCCUCCGGGCCACUACAUCAUAAUCCCGUCUACGGCGGAGCCCAAUCAGCCGGGAGACUUCCUCCUGCGGGUACUGAUGGAGCCUGGCAACAAAGCCACUCCAGCUCACAGACCUGCUCCGCAAGAUGUCCCUUCAGACACAGAGCCUUCAUAUCCUCAUGAAGCAGCGCUGCCUUCUCCUAAAUCCAUCAGAACUCUGUUUCAGAAGUAUUGCGACAAGAAGGGAUUUUGCAAACCGCUUCACCUCUACAGACUUCUGACUGAGGCUUUACAGCAGGGAGUGUUGGCUGGAAGUGAGAAAUUCUUGGCACUGGAGCACUGCAAGAGUCUGGUGGUCUUGAUGGAUAGCCAAGGCAUUGCUCGGCUGAACUGGUCAGAGUUCCAGACUCUGUGGGACAAAAUCAGGAAGUGGACGGACAUCUUUCUGGUAUUUGACAAAAAUAAAACUAAGCGUCUUGAGUAUGAAGAGGUCUGUCCCGCUCUGAAGGCUGCAGGCAUCAUGGUGGAUGAUCUGGUGAUGCAGCUGGUCGGACUGAGAUACACAGAACCCGACAUGACCAUCAGCUACCCCGGCUUCUUGUACCUGGUCAUGAAGCUGGAGAGAAUGAUCCAUAAAUUUCAGGCAUACGACAUGGUGGGACAAGGAGCAAUAACCAUCAACUACAGACAGUGGCUCUACAUGACAAUGUACAACUGACCCAACCCAGCCCACCCUGAUGGAGUCACCAGGAUUGCAGUUUUUAUGUCAAACAUUUUAUAUUUUGAGCAGACCUCUGUAGAGUGACACAUUGUGAUUGUUUGUUUAUUUGCUAAAUGUAGAAAAAUAACAAAUAAAAGAAAAAGUUAUUUUCUGAACGAUGCAACCAUUACCAUGGAAAUGUCUUUACGGUGAUAAAAACAUUCCGGUUGAAAAUUGAACCCUAUAUGGAAAAAGAAGGCUUACGAUCAUCUAUUCUGUGAUGAAAGGUUUAAAGAGGAAUAAAGGGUUACUAAAAAUAAAUGCUGGAAAACAAUAAUUUGCACUGAAAUUUGAAGCGUUUAUUUUUUAUGGUCAGGAGGGGGAAAAAGUACAUUUUGCAAAUAUGUCUAAAUAAUUAAUAUUUCACAUUUUCCCACAUUUACAACAUUUUUGAACUGUGCAUGUAAAAAAUGUAGUCAAACGCAGAGCUUUUUGAAAAGCAUUUUUGCACACAAACACUUUUCAAUAAAUCCAGUUGAGAUCUUUAAAUGACUGGCAGAAAAGAACGACAUGCAUCAGUGAACAUGUCAGAGAAUUUCUCUUUGCUGCAGAGUUUUUCCUGAAGCCAUCGAGGUUCCACAUGUUGUGCAAAGAUUUGAAAUCCCUGUUCAUGACUGAUUUUCAGCCAACUUGGCCAUCUUGUAAUCCUUGAUGUUAAUCAAACAAAUUAUGUCAGUUGAUAAAAAAUUUUCUCCUCUCUUUGAGACGUCUGAAAAUGUUGAUUACAGCCUGAAAAACAGAAGUAAACUGGUUUAUUAUGUUCUGAACUUUGAAAAAAAGCACUUGCUGUCCAGAGUUUGUGACUUCUGCAAAGAAAAAGAAAAAAGCUGAAUAAUAAAGCCGUUUGACCUAUCAUGGCCUUCAAACUAUGGGAGCCACUUUGUUAAGUUGCUCUAUGAAACACGACCAGGCCUUUCUUUCAUGCUACUCAUGAUUUAAACUGUGACUGCAGGCUGUUGCUACUGGUCACAGCCGCUGAAUUGUGCUCUAUAUGCUGCUGCAGCCUUAGUGGCAUUAAUCUCUCAGGACAGCCUGAGCAUGACCUGCUGCUGCAGGACGGUCACCCUCAGCAUUGAUCCCAGGCUCCUCCUGGCAGUUUUGAUGAAACAGCACUUCAGGCUUCUGUGCUUUAUGGUACUGUUGGAUCAGCUGUUCUCAACAAAAGUUGGCAUAAAUUAGCUAUUGAGAACAUAUUUUUUCAUUUUUAUCUGUGGUUUUAGUGGUCUAAGGUUACAAUAGCUUACUGCCUGUGUGUAUGUGGACGUUCGUUAUUAUUUUUCCUUCAAAUUAUUCUCUUAAGUGUCUGUGCUUCUGUCACAAGCAAGUGAAUUUCCUCACUGUGGGAUCAAUAAAGUCUGUUCUAUUCCACAU